Molecule: messenger RNA, 3672 nt
Organism: Akanthomyces muscarius
Lineage: Eukaryota; Fungi; Ascomycota; Sordariomycetes; Hypocreales; Cordycipitaceae
Exons: 2
Coding region: 1-3672 (1223 amino acids)
Molecular function (GO): ADP binding; protein binding
Source: RefSeq, a predicted model, not a curated record
AUGGAUCCCAUCAGUGUGCGCGACGUCAAGGCGGAUGGCAACGCCAGGAUUCAUGUGGGCAACAGCUCCAUCACGCAUGUGCAUAAUUAUGCGGAGCCGCAAGAGCGUCUUGAGCUGCCACCUGAUCCAUUCUCUUUGAUCCCUUUCUCACGGGAUCCGGACUUUGUUGGUCGUGGCGACAUCCUCGACCAAAUUGCGGCGCACUGCGGGCAAGCAGGGGGCAGAGCAGCGCUCGUUGGCCUAGGGGGCGUCGGCAAAUCCCAGCUGGCUAUCGAGUAUUCUCACCAAACAUCGGAGAAGAAUAAGGAUGCCUGGUUGUUCUGGGUGCACGCCGGCACCAGAGCCAGAGUCGAGGAGGGCUUCCGUGCCAUAGCGGACGCCGUCAAGCUCCCAGAUCGGCACAAACCCAAGGCCGACAUUCCACAGCUCCUGCACGCCUGGCUUUCCAACGAGAGAAACGGAAAAUGGUUCAUGAUACUCGAUAGCGCCGAUGAUCAGGACGUUUUCUACGGAGGGGAGAGGGGCAGCCAGCCACUUGCCUCGUAUCUGCCUCAGAGCCCCAACGGCUCCAUCCUCGUGACUACGCGUGACCAGGCCUUUGCAAUUCGGCUCACGGGAAGCUACAAAAGUAUCAUCAAGGUUGGUCCUAUGAACCCAGAACAGGCACUCUCGUUUCUGGAGAAGAAAUUGGGCACGCUCUCUGAGCCUGAGUUGGGCGCUGAGCUGGUUAGCGCCUUGGACUGCAUCCCACUGGCCAUCAACCAGGCGGCGAGCUACAUCCAAGCACGGGCGCCACGAAGCAGCAUCAAGAAAUAUCUGGCAGAAUUUCGACAAAGUGAAGGGAAGAGCGCGAAGCUGCUAGCACACGAUGCCGCCGAACUACGGCGCGAUGGAUCCUCCUCCAACGCCAUUAUGAAGACGUGGCAGAUUUCCUUUGAUCAUAUCCGCACAAAACAGCCUUCUGCGGCUGACUUGUUAGCUCUUAUGAGCUUCUUUGAUAGCCAGUCAAUUCCUGAAUCGGCUCUCAAUCCCGAGGACGACUACGAUUCGGAUUGUGAAUCCGACCUGGAGUCCAACUGGGCCUCUGAAGAGCUUGCGAACCAUGCUUCGAUGAGAUAUCUUCUGAAAGUAAAACAACGCCACGAAGAAGGCGAUGUCGAUGAUGGAGAUGGCUGGGAGAGUGAAGGCGAAUGUGGGUUUGAGGAAGACAUUGCUUUGCUGCGGGACUACUGUCUCAUUUCUCUACGCGAAUCCGGCGCACAAUUCGAGAUGCAUCGCUUGGUACAGUUGGCAACUAAAAAAUGGCUUGCCAUUUCAAAGAGACAAGAAGAAUUCAAGCAACUAUUUAUUCACCGAAUUUCAGUGGCAACACCAAUGCCCGAAGAAUCAGAGGAGCUGAAAUUUAGAGAUCUAUUUUCCCAGCUCCAAAUUGCAAUUGGCUACUGUCCAAAUAAAACCAAUUUGCGCUCUUGGUAUUUCAUGUGCUAUCGAACCGCCUGGUACCUGGGCUACGUUGGACGGCAAGCCGAGGCUAAGGCUAUCAUGGAGAAAUCGCUCGGGCUUUGGGAAGCAAGAAAGGGGCCAGAACACGAAAACUGCUUGACGGGCAAAAAGCUACUUGCCGGCUUGAUGGUUGAAUUAGACGAAACUCUUGCGCCUGAAGGCGAGGCUCUUGUUCUGCAGGUUUUGGAAAUUGAGAAAAGAAAUCUCCCUCCGGAUUCGCGUGAUAUACUCUCGACGAUGAUGUGGCUGGCAAGUAUCUACGCGCGACAAGACAGGUUAGAGGAGGCGGAGAAACUACAACUUCAUGUCGUCGAGAAGCACAGAGCUACAGCUGGACUGGAGGAUGGGCUCACGCUCUACUACAUGUCAUCUCUAGCCUCAACCUAUCAUGCACAAUCUCGUUUGGAUGAGGCCGAGAAACUUGAGCUAGAGGUCUUGACGCUCAGCAAAAAGACAUUUGGAGAGCGUCAUCACGAUACCUUGAGUCGGACCGCCGACUUGUCCGAGACGUUUAUUCUGCAACUAAGAAACCAGGAGUCAGUGGAGCUGGCGUUGCAAGCAUUGCAGAUACAGUCGCCUUCUGAUCAGGUCCAAGAUCAAAUUUGUCUUCGGCUCAAAGCUCAGCUGGCAGGCAACUACUACAAGAUGGCUCUGUUUGAUGAGUCGUUGGAACUCAACACCCAGCUGGUACAGAUUCUGUCGUCCAAGCUAGGGCCAUAUCAUUUCGAAACACGGCAAGCUAUGGCUCGUUUGGCUCAAGACUACAAGCACCAACGCAGCUACGUAAAGGCGGAAAUUCUGUUGCUGGAUGUGUUGGAGAAAACCAAGACUUGUCUUGGCGAGGCUCAUUACAGUACGUAUCAGCUCAAAUGUAAGCUGUCUGCUCUAUAUCAGGCACAAGGCCGUCCAGAGGAGGCUGAGAAGCUGAUUUUAGAGAGCCUCGCUCUCGAAAUGGCCAAGUCGGGGCCAGCUCAUGUCAGCACGCUCAGCAAACAAUUGGAUCUGGCAUUGUUUUACCGAAGGCAAGGAAAGGUCGAGAAAUCUCGGCCACUGUAUUGCCAGGUUUUGUCAACCUGUCGAAGCGAGCACGAUGUAAAGCAGCUCACCGAAAUGGACUGCUGGGGUGAAUUGGCAAAUGCAGUUUGGGAUGAUGAAGACAAAUGCCAGGAGCUGGAGACACUGUUGACAGACGUUGUAGCCGCAAGAGAAGUCCAACGCGGCCCGGAUCAUGUCAGUACCAUAUUUUUGUGCACACAUUUGGCCAAGGUCAAGGAAUCCUUGAGCCUGUGGGACGAUGCGGCAGCCCUUCGUCUGCGUGUCCUAAAUCAUUAUGAAGCAAAACAUGGCAAAGCUCAUUCUUGCACUCUUGGCCAUAUGAGCAAUUUGGCUAUCGUUCGCAAGGAGCAAGGUCGCCUGGCAGAAGCAAGGGAGCUGCAGGAUCACAUCACCGGCAUUCGCAAAGCAAGGCUAGGCAUGGAUAGUAAUCAGACUCAGGAGUCCAUGGCAGAGCUUGCACAAAUUGCUCUUCUACAAGGCGAUUUGGCUGAAGCGGAAAGCAAUGCAGCGGAGGUGCUGCGACGCAAAGAAGCAAAAUACGGUCGAGGACAUGGGGUGACGUUGUUGUCGCUCUCGAUCUUUGCCAGCAUCAUCGCAGCGCAGGCAGUACUAGAAGAGAGUCGCCGAGAAGAAGCCGCCAGACUGUUCGAAGAACACGAUUGUUUGUACAAGGUCGCAUAUCCUGAUGAUGAGUUGGGGAGGUCAACAGGUCUACUCCAGAUGGGCCUGGCGAUGGACAAGAUGGGCAUGCACAGUGAAGCAGAACAACGCUUGGAAGAGGCGUUUUUAAUACGGAAGAGGAUUGCGCCUGAUGACCCUGAUACCCUUGUGGCCAUGGCAUUGCUUGCCCGCAUCUGGGACGGCAACGGCAAAUGGGUCAAGUCCAUGGCUCUACAAAAGGAGUGCAUAGAGAUAUAUGAGCGCGUUCAGGGCUUAGACCCCGAAAUGGCCGCAGUUGCCGUGGAUGACUACAAGCAAUGGGUCAAGGAGCUGGAGGAGCAUGAUGAGGAAAAUGCGGACGACGCCGACCAUCCGUUUGAGACUUGCGAGGCAUGCAUGGCCAGCCGAAGCGUCCGCGGCGAGACGUGGCCACCCGCAUCAGCAGCGCCUUGA